AUGAACAUUGAUAAAAAAAUUUAUAUCAUUGAAUAAUUGAUUUAGGAAGCCCAUUCAGAUCUAAGAGUCUUGCUAUUUAAUGAAACCUUUACUAAAUAUAUUGAAGCAUCUGAUUUGAUGGCAAUUGAAUUUUUGUGUUACAAUGCAAAGCAAUUAUUAUAGAUCCUAUUUGUAAAUUACGACGAAAUUCAACCAAUACAAUAUGAUACUUAUUCAAUACUAAUGACAAAGGUGUGGGAUAUCGUUGAACUUAAUAUAGAAGAAAUUUUAUAGUAGAUUGAAGUUCAUUUUUAUCACUUAUUUGAGAUAUUAACAUAUAAAUUUAUACCAGAUGUUCAAUGGGCAUAGGCAUUUAAGAUUCUCUAAUUAAUUUAAAAAAGAUCCUAAAUAUUGAUAACAGAAUCAUUAAAUGCCAAUAAUUAAUUACUUUAGAAUUUCUUACCAUAUAUAUAUAAUAAUAGUGUUGCUUAGGUAUUGUUGAUUUAUUUUGAAAAUUAAUUUCAUCGAUAGUAAUUAGAAAUUUUGUAGAUUGGAAUAUAAUAAUACUCCAAAUUUGAUUACAGUUCAGCUAUCAAUUUUACUUAUUUAAUUCACGAGAUAAUGGUUAGAAUAUAAACUAAAGAAUUAUUGGAAUAUUUACUUUCUAGUCAAGUGCUGCUGAUAGUAAAUGAUGUUUUAUCAUAAGAGACAUUUCAUUUUAUAGUUCGUAAGAAUGCAGCCCAUGUUAUUUCGUUGAUUUCAAAUUAUUACUCUUUGGAUUUAUAAAACUUAUAUUUGGAUGAACCUUACAAUUAACCAAUUACAGAAGAAUUCAGGAAAACAGAGUUCUUUAGAUAUUUUAAUAUUAUAAGUAUAAAAAAUAUCUUAGAAAAAACUCUUACAAGAAGUUGCAAAGUAGGUUUGUUAGAUGUAAAGCUAAUUGAAAUUAUUGAUAAUAUAGUGAGAAUAUCAGACAUUGAAUUAUGGCAAAGGGUUGAGUAAUCUAAUGUGAUGGAAACUAUAAUAAAUUUGGUUAAGAAGUACAAUCAUUCAGAUAUUUUUAUUUAAUAUGUUUACAAUAUGAUUGCUUUUAUUUUAGAUAGAGCUUUGAAUGAUUUUCAUCCCUUUUGGUGUCUCUAAUUAUUAACUAAAAAUAAAUUACAGACAUUAUAAAUCAAAAGAAUAGAUCGAUAAUUAUUUGCUUUUGAAUAAUAGCUAUAAAUUAAACUUAUAAGAGAUAGUGAUUUCUUACCUUAUUAUGAUGAGUUGAAAUAGAUUGAAUCUACAUUAAAAAGAUCUUAAGUUUGGAAGGUAAUCAAGGAAUAAAUUGAAAUACAUGAAGACAAACACAAAUUUAAGUUAGGUGACGAUUUAGAAACUCCUCAGAUUGAUACACCAUUUAUUAUCUCUGCAAUCUAAGAAGAUGAACCUGAUGAGAUUAUAGAGCCUCAAAAUAAUAUCUUUAUAGAUUGCUUUAAUAAGUAAUCACCUAUGGAUAGUCUUAAUAAUAAUGAUGAUUCUGAUGAUGAAAAUAAAGUGGUUGGUGCUUUUUAAGGUAUGGAUACUUUAAAUAAAUUGAAAAAUGUGUUUGAGUAAAUGGAUUUAUAAGAUCAGGAUGGCCAAGAUGAGAAUUAAAAAGGAAAGAAGAUUAGAAAUUUAUCAAACUCAUUGAACACUGAAACAUAAAAUUUUAAAUAAAAGCUUCAUCAGAGGUGUCUUGAGGGUGAUAAUCAGAUGUCAAGAUUAUCAAUGAGCACAUCAACUCAUCUUAAAAAGUUAAAUGUAGAUCUUGAACAAUUCACAAUUGAAAUUUUUGAAAAUAAAAAAGUUUUGAAAAACAAAAUAUUAAUGAAGGUCGAUGAGAUUGAUGAGAUAAGUAAUUAAUAGCAAAAUUGA
Messenger RNA from Paramecium tetraurelia, 1875 nucleotides. RefSeq lists its product as uncharacterized. Lineage: Eukaryota; Ciliophora; Oligohymenophorea; Peniculida; Parameciidae. The transcript has 4 exons. The record is from RefSeq and is a predicted model, not a curated record.